AUGAACAGGUGCGAUCAGUCCGUAGAACGAUUAAAAUCGGUUCAAUUAUUGAGGAACGAACUGCUUUGCCGAAGCCGAGAGAGCGUGGAAGUACGGGCAUUUGCGGUUGAUCGAUCUGUCGAAGAGCUUUCGGUGUCGUUUAAAAAGCUAAAGAUGCUAAUGAAUGAUGAAUCUAAAGUGCGUGCAGAGCGUGACGGUGCGUUGUCCCUGCUCUGUGAUGAGAAGCUCGGGGGCGUGAAAAAGUCACUUUCUGACCAUUAUUCACAGCAACUGGCUCGUUUAUCCAGUGUGGUUAGAAUGGUCGAUCCCUUACUAGAAAAGGCAUUCACCGAUCUUUCCCAGAGCCGAUUGCUACACGAUACGAAGAACGAGGUUAUCUGUAAGGAGGGUCUCCAACGUUUACAGGAGACGGCUGAAAUGAUAGAGGAAGAGUCAGUUAGACGUGAGUAUGCGGAAUCUAACUUCUUGGAAGAGGCGGGGAAGGAAAUUAUUAUUCUUUCGAAGAAAUUGGAUUUGCUUCACUCUCGUAGAGCUUCGUCCAUUGAACAGUGCCGUGCUGUAAUAGCGGUAUCUUUGAAUAGGCCGUUAAUGUCGGCCCUCAAUUUGUCGCCUAAGAGGGAGAUGAUGAAAGAAGAGUUAUUGAUAGAAAUAGUGCACGAGACCGAGCUUCUCGUGGAGGCAUUGAGCCACGAGCACCGAACACGCGAGGGGAAUCUUCAAGAAGCGAUGUCGAAACUACACCAAUUUUGA
Messenger RNA from Trypanosoma grayi, 750 nucleotides. RefSeq lists its product as hypothetical. The transcript has a single exon. Bases 1 to 750 code for a protein of 249 amino acids. The record is from RefSeq and is a predicted model, not a curated record. Lineage: Eukaryota; Euglenozoa; Kinetoplastea; Trypanosomatida; Trypanosomatidae.